AUGGCGGCCAUUUCCCCGAGUUCUUCGCCAUCCAUUCACUGCUUGAGAUCGGCAUGUCCCGAUUCUUCUCUCGGUCUCGUGUCAUCGACGCGGGUAUCGUUCCCGGCGAAGAUUUCUUAUUUGUCCGCUAAAUCUUCGAAUCGUGGUGAUGAAAUGGGGAAGAGAAUUGAGGGAGUCGUUAGAAGCGUCGACGGGAAGAUCUCUGACGCAGCUUUCUCCGAAUCUUCAUCUGCAACUCCAAAAUUGAAGGUGAGGAAGCACACAAUUUCAGUAUUUGUUGGAGAUGAAAGCGGAAUGAUUAACAGGAUUGCAGGAGUCUUUGCGAGGAGAGGAUACAAUAUCGAGAGUCUGGCCGUUGGUCUGAACAGAGACAAGGCUCUAUUCACCAUAGUUGUCUGUGGAACUGAAAGGGUGCUUCAGCAGGUCAUCGAGCAACUCCAGAAGCUCGUUAAUGUUCUAAAGGUUGAAGAUAUCUCAAGCGAGCCUCAAGUGGAGCGUGAACUGAUGCUUGUUAAAGUAAAUGCACAUCCAGAAUCCAGGGCAGAGAUCAUGUGGCUAGUUGACACAUUCAGAGCAAAAAUUGUAGAUAUUGCGGAACAUGCAUUGACUAUUGAGGUAACUGGAGAUCCUGGAAAAAUGAUUGCUGUUGAAAGAAAUUUGAGAAAGUUUCAGAUCAGAGAGAUUGUCAGGACAGGAAAGAUAGCACUGAGAAGGGAAAAGAUGGGUGCAACUGCUCCAUUUUGGCGAUUUUCAGCAGCAUCCUAUCCAGAUCUCAAGGAGCAAGCACCUGUUAGUGUUCUUGGAGGUAGCAAAAAAGAAGCCACAGUCCCUCAAAUUGAAACUACAGCAGGGGGAGAUGUUUAUCCCGUUGAGCCACCUUCUGACCACAUGGUACAUCGUGUUCUUGACGCUCACUGGGGACUUCUCACAGACGAAGAUACGAGUGGACUACGGUCACAUACUCUAUCUUUACUUGUAAAUGAUGCGCCUGGAGUCCUGAAUAUUGUAACUGGUGUUUUCGCUCGAAGGGGAUACAAUAUUCAGAGCUUGGCUGUAGGGCAUGCUGAAACCGAGGGUAUUUCACGCAUUACAACAGUUGUUCCUGCAACAGAUGAAUCAGUCAGCAAAUUGGUGCAGCAACUAUAUAAACUCGUAGAUGUGCAUGAGGUCCAUGAUCUUACUCAUUUUCCAUUUGCUGAAAGAGAACUGAUGCUGAUUAAGAUUGCCGUAAACUCUGCUGCGAGAAGAGAUGUCCUGGACGUUGCUAGUAUUUUCAGGGCAAUAGCUGUUGACGUAUCGGAUCACACAAUCACUUUGCAGCUUACUGGGGAUCUAGACAAGAUGGUUGCACUGCAAAGGUUGUUGGAGCCCUACGGUAUAUGCGAGGUUGCAAGAACCGGGCGUGUCGCAUUGGCUCGUGAAUCAGGAGUGGACUCCAAGUAUCUUCGCGGAUACUCCUUUCCCUUGACAGGUUAA
This is a messenger RNA of Arabis nemorensis, 1476 nucleotides long. Lineage: Eukaryota; Viridiplantae; Streptophyta; Magnoliopsida; Brassicales; Brassicaceae. The record is from the annotation of a GenBank genome assembly.